AUGACGUACCAACUCCCGCCGAUGCUGCUGAACCUGUUCGCCCCGCGGCCGCCGCUGCGAUGGGUCGAGCCAAGCGACCACGCGCCCGAGAAGCGCUGCACGCCUAAGAUCUCAGGCGUCGCGCAGUACCUGCAGGCCAUGAGGGAGUACAAGGACAACGACGGCUACGUGCCGACCGACAGCUGGCUGCAGAAGCGCGAUCGCAAGAAGAUGGAGAAAAAGGAGAAGCAGGAGCGCCUGCUGACUGACGGCAUCGACGAUUACAAACCAAGCGAAGACCCCAAGGUCCAGGGCGACGCGUUCAAAACCCUUUUCGUCUCCCGUCUGGCCUACGGCGUCACGUCCGACGAUCUCGAACGCGAAUUCGGCCGCUACGGUCCUAUCGAGCGCAUCCGCAUCGUCGAAGACAUCACGGCCCCGCCCGACGCGACCGUCAAGAAGCGCAAGCGCGGAUACGCCUUCAUCGUGUACGAGCGCGAGAAGGACAUGAAGGCCGCCUACAAGGAGACCGACGGCAUCAAGAUCAAGGACCGUCGCGUGCUUGUCGAUGUUGAGCGCGGCCGCACUGUCUCUGGAUGGCGUCCGCGCCGCUUUGGCGGAGGACUUGGCGGACGAGGAUACACAAAGGGGCCUGCUGCUCGAGGCCCGCCUGGCCCAGGAGGCUUUGGCCCUCCCGCUGGACCCGGUGGAUUCGGUGGCCGUGGUGGAGGUUUCAGUGGCGGCUUCGCAGGGCGUGGUCGCGGUGGCGGUUUCGGAAGCGAUCGAGGAGGAGGAGGAGGUUUCCGCGGGGGACUUGGUGGUGGUGACCGAGGCGGUCGUGGUGGCUUUGGAGGUGGACGAGGUGGUAUCGGCUACCAGUCCAACAGCUACGGUCCUCCCGACGGUGCCCCAGCUGGUCCUCGUGGUCCCCGGGGAGGUGGAUUCGGGGGUGGAGACCGAGGCGGCUAUGGCGGUGAUCGUGGAGGCAGCCGCUACGGAGACGACAAACGCGGAUUCGGCGGCGACCGCGGAUCCAGCGGUGCCAACAACGAGCCCCUUGGCAGCAGAGACCGCUAUGGUGGACGAGACGGUGGUCGCGAUGCUGGACGGGACGGCGGUCGUGAUGGUGGCCGUGAUGGCGGCCGAGACGGUGGGUAUGGAGGCCGCGACGACAGUUCUAGGAAGCGCACGUACGAGGGCGACAGCUACGACGACCGAGGGAGCCAGCGAAGAAGAUACUGA
This is a messenger RNA of Dothidotthia symphoricarpi CBS 119687, 1221 nucleotides long. RefSeq lists its product as uncharacterized. Gene Ontology annotation, molecular function: U1 snRNA binding; mRNA binding. The coding region runs from base 1 to 1221 and encodes 406 amino acids. NCBI's taxonomy places the organism in Eukaryota, Fungi, Ascomycota, Dothideomycetes, Pleosporales, Dothidotthiaceae. The transcript has 2 exons. Gene Ontology annotation, cellular component: precatalytic spliceosome; U1 snRNP; U2-type prespliceosome. Gene Ontology annotation, biological process: mRNA splicing, via spliceosome. The record is from RefSeq and is a predicted model, not a curated record.